Molecule: messenger RNA, 1358 nt
Organism: Cheilinus undulatus (humphead wrasse)
Lineage: Eukaryota; Metazoa; Chordata; Actinopteri; Labriformes; Labridae
Product: olfactory marker protein-like
Exons: 2
Coding region: 40-540 (166 amino acids)
Biological process (GO): signal transduction; sensory perception of smell
Source: RefSeq, a predicted model, not a curated record
UUCACUGCUCAACCCAGGAUUGUAAUCUCAGAGUCAGACAUGGACACUGCCAAGGCUCCUGCCAAUGCGAUCGUUCUGGAAUUUAAAGAAGACCAUGCACUGACAGAGAUGAUGCGUCGUCGUGUAUCGUCUUUGCAGAAGACAGGGCAGAAACGUCAGGAAGGAGAGCGUCUUCUUCUCCCUCAUGAGUUUGUGUAUCGGCUGGAUUUCAACAACCAGGAGCUGACCUUCUCACGCUGGUACUUCUCCCUGACCGGCCACGGUCGUGUCACCAUCACAGGCAUUUGCCAACUCUGGACCCCUGACCUCACCAACCUGAUGACCCGUCAGCUACUGGAGCCCAUCGGCACAUUUUGGCGAAAUGCUACCGACGCCGAGGACUCUGAGCUCAAAUGGCUGGAGGCGGACAUGCUGGAGUUUGGAGAAAGGAUUGCCGAGCUGGCAAAGGUCAGGAAGGUGAUGUACUUCCUGCUUGCUUUCAAGGACGGGGCAGAGCAGAAAAAUCUCAGCUGCUCUUUGGAGUUCACACCAGAGAAAUAACUUUUUCCAACUCUUUUAGUAGGAUCCUCUUAGAGUACUUGAAAAGUCUGCAAUAUAAUGUUCAAUCUUUGACCUUUAACCCCCUCACAACUACACUCGAUAGAAAAUAAAGCAAGGAAAAAAUAUCUCACAUUUUACCCUCAAAACUUUAAAUCUUUAAGUCAUAUUAUAAAUUUGUAAAUGAACAGUCCAGAGAGUUGGGAAUAACAUCCAGGAAAGGAGCCAUAUGCCACACUUUGCUUGCCACUUGGCUACUGGUGCACCUCUGUACACAUUUCUAUAUCAGUUAGGAUCACUUUGCGCUGACAUUUAGGUCCAAAAAUCAAAUGUUUACCUUAGCUAAGUCAGAAUUAUGUACAUACUUACAGAAAAUUAUCUUUAAAUUAAGUAUUUUCAUUAAAAGAGCACAUAUAUCUAAUAAUAACCAUAAAUCCUGGGUUGAACAUUACUUAAGUUUUAAUGAGUCUGAAUGCACUUUAUUUGGACUUCGUACAAAAUCAAUCUCCCUGUGAUUCCUGGUACUCCCAAAAAGUCACUCCAUAAGCUACAAAAAUCAUCAGCUCAAUAGAAAUUUAAAGGUUCCCAUUAACAACACUUUUCUUUACAGGACAUGAUGCUUAAAAUUACAAAUAGCCAACAUUUUUAUAACUCAGCAAAUUAAAAUGUUUUAUGACAACUUUUGAAUACAAAACUUUAAACUAAAAAGAUUAUUCUUGUAAAUAAAUUAUGCCAGGUGAAUACUGUGAUAUUAUGUGUGACGAGAUAGUUUGUUUAAUGUUAGACUUGUCUUUUAGUUGUUAAUGUCUGUAGUUUUAUGG